Messenger RNA from Hemisphaericaspora subhashii, 1137 nucleotides. It is a transcript of the gene SVF1, whose product is annotated as Svf1p. The record is from RefSeq and is a predicted model, not a curated record. NCBI's taxonomy places the organism in Eukaryota, Fungi, Ascomycota, Pichiomycetes, Serinales, Debaryomycetaceae. The coding region runs from base 1 to 1137 and encodes 378 amino acids. Gene Ontology annotation, cellular component: cytoplasm. The transcript has a single exon. Gene Ontology annotation, biological process: response to oxidative stress.
AUGCUUAAGUGGGUACAAUCAGGACUUUCAGUCGUCGCAGGAACAGCAGAACCAGAAUAUGGUCCAGAUGCAAUUCAUCCAAUUACUAAACGUUGUUUAGAAACUUCUGAUUCAGAAGAUGAAGAAGGCGCAUCAUCGAUUUAUCGUGCUACUGUAGAUAGUGAUUUCAACUGGCAAUCACCAAAUUAUACCAAUGUUGAAACUCAAACUUUCUAUUUCACCGAUUUGAUUAAUAAAAUCGCGGGAUUUGCUCAAAUUAUUCAUUCUAAUGUUAUGGGAGUUCAUACUACUGCACAAUUUACAUUUAGAUUAUAUAAAGAUUCCCAAGAAAAUAUUUGGACUUCUACUCAAUUAGAUAAUUUUAGAAUUGAAGGGAAUAAUUUUUAUGCUGAUGGUGUUAGUUUAGAAAUUCAAGAUGGCAAUACUUAUGUUUUAAAUAGUACUGUUAAUAAGGAAACUGAAGUUAAUUUCACCGUAACUAGAAUGACUGAUGGGGUUAUAUUCGGCAAAGAUGGAAUGACCUUGUAUGGAGAAGAUCCAGAACAACCAUGGGGUUCAAUGAGACAUUUAUUCUGGCCAAGAUGUAAACUUAUUGGUACUAUCAAGACCCCGACCAAGACAUAUUCAAUUGAUAAUGGAUUAUCGAUGUUUGUCAUGGCAUUACAAGGGAUGAAACCUCAUCAUGCUGCCAAAUCUUGGAAUUAUAUGAAUUUCCAAUCGGAAAAUUAUUCCGCUGUAACUAUGGAAUUCACCACCCCAAAAUCUUAUGCUAAUACAAGAGUUAAUAUUGGUAUUGUUGCUAAUAAUGAAAAAAUCUUAUAUGCAACUAUAAAUAAUAAAGUUGUUCAUUUAGAUUCAUCAAUUGAUGAAAUCGGUUGGCCAGUUCCAAAGGGGAUUGAAUUCAGAUAUAUUAAAGGUGAUGAGGAAGUUGCGGUUGUUAAAGGAGAUUUAAAGAAUCUUGUUGAAAGAAUUGAUGUUAUGGCUGAAAUUCCUCAAUUGGUUAAGAAUAUUGUUAGUAGUGUUGCAGGGGCAAAACCUUAUAUUUAUCAAUAUUGUAAUGAGUUUGAUUUUGAAAUUGAAGGAAAGAAAGAUUCUGGUUUGGGAUUCUGUGAAGUUACUUUUAUUUGUGAAGAGUAA